Molecule: messenger RNA, 8364 nt
Organism: Fukomys damarensis (Damara mole-rat)
Lineage: Eukaryota; Metazoa; Chordata; Mammalia; Rodentia; Bathyergidae
Gene: Tg
Product: thyroglobulin
Exons: 48
Coding region: 1-8310 (2769 amino acids)
Biological process (GO): thyroid hormone generation
Source: RefSeq, a predicted model, not a curated record
AUGGCCUUAGUGCUGUGGGCCUUUGGCCUGCUGGGCUUAGCCUGUUUGGUAUCAGGCAACAUCUUUGAAUACCAGGUGGAUGCCCAGCCGCUUCGCCCCUGUGAGCUGGAGAGGGAGAGGGCCUUCCUGCAGCAGAUGAAUUAUAUUCCCCAGUGCUCUGAAGACGGCAGCUUCCAGACCAUCCAGUGCCUAAAUGACGGCCGCUUCUGCUGGUGUGUGGAUUCUGAUGGCAGGGAAGUUCCAGGCAGCAGGCAGCCAGGGAGGCCAACAGCCUGCCUGUCCUUCUGCCAGCUGCACAGUCAGCGGGUCCUGCUGAGCGGCUACAUCAACAGCACGGUCACGUCCUACGUCCCUCAGUGUCGGGACUCAGGGGACUACGCGACUGUGCAGUGUGACCUGGGGCAGGUGCAGUGCUGGUGUGUGGACACGGAGGGGAUGGAGGUGUAUGGUACCCGCCAGCUGGGGAGACCAACGCGGUGUCCCAGGAGCUGUGAGAUUAGAAACCGUCGUCUGCUGCAUGGCGUGGGAGACAAGUCCCCCCCACAGUGCUCUCCAGAGGGGGAGUUCAUGCCCGUUCAGUGCAAGUUUGUGAACACCACAGACAUGAUGAUCUUCGAUCUGAUCCACAGCUACAGCAGGUUCCCAGAUGCAUUUGUGACCUUCAGUUCCUUCCAGCGUAGGUUCCCUGAGGUGUCUGGGUACUGCUACUGUGCUGACAGCCAAGGGCGGGAGCUGUCUGAGACAGGUUUGGAGCUAUUAUUGGAUGAAAUUUACGACACCAUUUUUGCUGGCCUGGACCUGGCUUCUACUUUCACCGAAUCCACUCUGUACCGGAUACUACAGAGACGGUUUCUAGCCGUGCAGUUAGUCAUCUCUGGAAGAUUCCGAUGCCCCACGAAGUGUGAAGUGGAGCAGUUUGCAGCAACCACCUUCGGUCACCCCUACAUUCCGAGCUGCCACAGGAAUGGGGACUACCAGGCCAUGCAGUGCCAGACACAGGGGCCGUGCUGGUGUGUGGACGCCCAGGGGAGGGAGACCCCUGGAACUCAGCAGCAGGAAGGGCAGCUGCCUGCUUGUGCUGGAGACUGGUCUUGUUCCUUAGAAAGGCAGCGGGCCUUGUCCAGGCUGUACUUUGGGACCUCCGGCUACUUCAGCCAGCACGACCUGCUCUCUGUCCAUGAGGAAAGAUGGGCUUCUCAGGGAGGAGCGAGGCUGGCCACGUCCUGCCCAUCCAGGAUCAAGCAGCUCUUUGUCAACUCAGGGCUUCUUCACCUAAUGGUGGAAGAGAAGGAUCCACAGUUUUCUGCAUUAGAAAGUCUGCUUGGAGAAGCUGUCAGAGCUAUUUUUCCCUCUCGAGAGCUGGCCCGUCUUGCCCUUCAGUUUACCACCAACCCAAAGCGACUCCAGCAAAACCUCUUUGGAGGGACUUUUUUGGUGAACCUUGGCCGGUUUAAUUUGUCUGGAGCCCUUGGCACAAGAGGCACAUUUAACUUCAGUCAAUUUUUCCAGCAACUCGGUCUCCCAGGCUUCCAAAAUGGAAGGGGACAAGUAAAGCUAGACAAAGCACUUUCAGUGGGAUUGGAUUCAAAUUCUGACACAGAACCCCUCAGUGCUACGAAUAAGCCAAUCAUGGGCAGCUUUGGAUUUAAAAUCAAUUUGCAAGAGAACCAAAAUGGCUUAAAGUUCAUUACCACUCUUUUGGAGCUUCCAGAAUUCCUUCUCUUCUUGCAGCAUGCUAUUUCUGUGCCAGAAGAUGUGGCAAGGGACUUGGGUGAUGUGAUGGAAAUGGUGCUCAGCUCCCGGGCCUGUGAGCAGACCCCUGGAAGGCUUUUUGUACCUUCAUGCACAGUGGAAGGAGGUUAUGAGAGUGUCCAGUGCUUUGCUGGAGAGUGCUGGUGUGUGGACUCUUGGGGCAAAGAACUCCUGGACUCAAGAGUGAGAGGCGGACAGCCAAGGUGUCCCACAGAGUGCGAGAAGCAAAGGGCUCGCAUGCAGGACCUUGCACGCAGCCAACCUGCUGGGGCCAGCGUGUCUAUCCCUUCUUGUACCCGUGAGGGCCAUUUCCUGCCUGUCCAGUGCUUCAACUCGGACUGCUACUGUGUUGACACCGAAGGUCGGGUUGUUCCUGGCACUCAGAGUGCCAUUUGGGAAUCCAAGCAAUGUCCCAGCCUCUGUCAGUUACAGGCUGAGCAAGCUUUCCUGGGCACCAUACGGGCCCUGCUCGUCAACUCCAGUGUGCCACCCACCCUGUCCAGCAUCUAUGUUCCACAAUGCACUGCCAGUGGGCAGUGGCAGCGUGUGCAGUGUGAUGGGCUCCCAGAGCCAGUCUUGGAGUGGUAUGAUCGAUGGAGGGCUCAGCACCCUGACACCCAGGAGCUAAGCCCUGCCAGGCUGCUAAGGACCAUCAUGAGCUAUAGAGGGGCAUCUUCCAGAAACUUCCGUCUCUUUGUUCAAAGUCUAUAUGAGGCUGGCCAGCAAGGAUUCUUCCCAGUGCUGGCACAAUUCCCUUCCCUCCAAGAUGUCCCACCGGCAGUGUUGGAAGGGAACCUGACUCAGCCUGCAGAGAACAUCUUCCUGGAGCCCUACAUCUUUUGGCAGAUGCUCAGUGGCCAGCUCAGCAGAUACCCGGGGCCCUACUCGGACUUCAGCAGGCCACUGGCACACUUGGACCUCCGGAGCUGCUGGUGUGUGGAUGAGGCUGGUCAGGAGCUGCCAGGGACUCGGGCCCAACCAAACCAGGUCCCAGCAUGUCCUGGCUCCUGUGAAGAGGCAAAGCUUCGUGUCCUGCAGUUCAUUAAGGAAACAGAAGAGAUUGUUUCAGUUUCCAACACUUCUCGGUUCCCUCUGGGGGAGAGUUUCCUAGUGGCCAAAGGAAUCUGGCUGACGAAUGCAGAACUCAGCCUUCCUAGGUUUUUCCCAUCCCGAGAGGCCUUCUUUGAGAAGUUUCUGCAUGGGAGCGAUUACACUAUUCAGCUGGCAGCUCAGUCCACCUUAAACUUCUAUCAGCGCUACCGUGCUUCCCAGGGUGACCUAACUGCAACAGCUGCCCCUUGGUGGCCAGACCCCUACAUGCCACAGUGUGAUGCAUUUGGAAGCUGGGAGCCCAGACAGUGCCACAUGGGGACUGGUUACUGCUGGUGUGUGGAUGGGACAGGCCAGUUUGUCCCAGGCUCACUGACUGUCUACUCCCCGCAGGUCUUGCAAUGCGCCUCCCGCUGUGAGCAGUCUCGAGCCAAUGGGCUGCUUUCUGGUUGGAAACAGGCUGGAUCCCAAGGAGACCCAUCCCCAGAAGACCUGUUCACCCCAACCUGCCAUGAGACAGGAGAGUUUGUCAUGAUGCAAGCGUCAGGCACCGGUACCUGGUGUGUGGAUCCUGUGUCAGGAGAAGGCAUGUGGCCCAGCACAAAUGGCAGCACCCAGUGCCCAGGACUCUGUGAUGCUCUCCGAAGUGGAGCCCUGUCCAGGAGAGUCGGCCCAGGAUACAUCCCAGCCUGCAGGGAACAGGAUGGGAGCUUUUCCCGAGUCCAGUGUGACCCAGCCCGGGGCAGCUGCUGGUGUGUCCUGGACAGCGGAGAGGAGGUGCCCGGGACCCGUGUGGUGGGCAGCCAGCCUGCCUGUGAGCGCCCUCAGUGUCCGCUUCCCUUCCUGAGCGUGUCAGACGUGCCUGGCGGAGAGAUCCUCUGUGAGAGAGCCUUGGACCUGGGAGAGGCCACCGUCCAGCAGUGCCGGCUGUGGUGUCGCCAGGGAUACCGGAGUAUAGUCCCAUCGGGACUGCUGGAGUGCAGCCUGCAGAGCAAACACUGGGUGUCACAGCCUCCCCAGCCCCUGGCCUGCCAGCGGCCGCAGCCGUGGCAGACUGUACAGACCGGAGUACACUUCCGGCUCCAGCUCCCCCCAGGCAAGAUGUGCAGCGCUGACUACAAGGGCCUGCUGCAGGCAUUCCAGGUCUUCAUACAGGAUGAGCUGAUGGCCCGUGGCUUUUGCCACAUCCAGGUGUGGAAGACUGGGGCUCCCACCUCCCAUCCUGUCUGUGACAGCUCCUCAGUACAGGUGGGGUGUCUGACUACAGAGCGUCUAGGAGUGAACAUCACAUGGAAAUCCCAGUUUAAGGACAUCCCUGCGACUUCGCUUCCAGAUCUGUAUGACAUUGAAAGGGCCUUAUUGGGAAAGGACCUCCUCGGGCGUUUCUCAGAUCAGGUCCAAAGCGGCACUUUCCAGCUUCAUCUGGAUUCCAAGACGUUCUUGGCAGACACUUCCUUCCUCUUCCUGCAAGGCAACAGCUUUGCAGCCUCUCCGAGGACAUGGUUUGGGUGCAUGGAAGGAUUCUCCCGAGUCUCAGCUACCAGCAAUGCCAGCGGGGAGCCUCUAGGGUGUGUGAUGUGUCCUGAAGGAAGCUAUUCUCGUGAUGAACAGUGUCUUCCCUGUCCUGUUGGGUUCUACCAAGAACGGGCAGGCACUGUGGCCUGUGUCCCAUGUCCUGCAGGCAGAACAACCAUUGCCGCCGGAGCCUUCAGUUGGACGCACUGUGUCACUGACUGUCAGAGGCAUGAGGCAGGCCUGCAGUGUGACCAGGAUGGCCGGUACAGACCCAGCCAGGAAGACAGCACCAGUGGGAAGGCCUUCUGUGUGGACAGUGAGGGGCGCAGGCUGCUGUGGUCACAAACAGAGGCCACGCUCUCCGACUCUCAGUGUCUGAGGAUGCAGAAGUUUGAGAAGGCUCCCGAGUGGAAGGUGAUCUUUAAUGCUGAUUCUCCUGGGAUGGUCAGGUCCAAAGUGCCUGGCUCUGAAUCCCCACUGAUGCAGUGCUUGGCAGACUGCGCACAGGAUGAGGCCUGCAGCUUCUUCACGGUGUUCACCACAGAGCCAGGGGUCACGUGUGAUUUCUAUGGCUGGACGAGCGACAGCUUCGCCUGUACCACUUCUGCCCAGAAACAAGAUACUCUGGAGAGCCUGCAGGUCUCUGACUUCGGAAGCCUUAGGUGCCAGGUGAAAGUGAGGAACCACAAUCAAGAAUCUCUGGCUGUGUUUUUGAAAAAGGGCCAAGAAUUCACCACGGCAGGCCAGAAAAACUUGGAACCCACUGGUUUCCAAAACUCACUCUCUGGAUUGUACAGCUCCAUGGUGUUCUCAGCCUCCGGAGCCACCCUGACCGAUGUUCACCUUUUCUGUCUUCUUGCCUGUGAAAGCAGUGCCUGCUGCGAUGGCUUCAUCCUCUCGCAGAUCCCAGGAGGGCCCCUGGUCUGCGGCCUGCUGAGCUCCCCCGACGUCCUCCUUUGCAACACUGCAGACUGGACAGACUCCUCCAAGGUGCAGGCUAACAACACUGAGUGUUGUGGGGUGACCUAUGAGCAGGGGUCCCACCAGGUGACAUUUCGUCUAGGAGGCCAGGAGUUCAAGAAAAGUCUGGCACCCCUGGAAGGAGCUCCGGGCACUGUUACCGGUUUCCAGCAGGUUUAUCUCUGGAAAGAUUCUGACAUGGCAUCUCGGCCUGAGUCCAUGGGAUGCCGAAGCGAUGUGGUACUGAGGCCUGAAUCUCCAGCAGAGACAGGUUCACCAACAGAACUUUUCUCCCCUGUGGACCUCACCCAGGUCGUUGUCAAUGCAAACAGAUCCCUGCCCAGUCAGCGGCACUGGCUUUUCAAACACCUGUUUUCAGACGAGCAGGCAAAACUAUGGUGCCUUUCUCGCUGCUCCCAGGAGCCCUCUUUCUGUCAGCUCGCAGAGGUAACAGAGAGUACGCCCCUGUACUUCACCUGCUCCCUCUACCCUGAGGCCCAGGUAUGUGAUGACAUCCUGGAGUCCAGUGCCCGGGGCUGCAGUCUGGUCCUGCCACAGCAGCCAGGGACCCUGUUCUGGAAGAAAGUCGUACUGAACAACAGAGUAAAGAACUUUUACACUCGCCUGCCAUUCCAGAAGCUGGCAGGGAUUUCCAUUAGAAACAAAGUGCCCAUGUCUGACAAACCCAUUUCCAAUGGGUUCUUUGAAUGUGAACGUCUGUGUGACUUGGACCCGUGCUGCACCGGCUUUGGAUUUCUAAAUGUGUCCCAGUUAAAAGGAGGAGAGGUGACGUGUCUAACCCUGAGCAGCAUGGGAGUUCAGAUGUGCAGUGAGGAAGCUGGGGGAGCCUGGCGCAUCUUGGACUGUGGUUCUCCUGACACGGAAGUCCGCACCUACCCCUUUGGGUGGUACCAGAAGCCGAGUGCUCAGAGCGACGCCCCCAGUUUCUGCCCUCCGGCUGCUCUCCCUGCCCGCACCCAGAAGGUUGCUCUGGACUCGUGGCAGUCCCUGGCUGUCUCCUCAGUAGCUGUAGAUCCGUCCAUCAGGGACUUUGAUGUCGCCCACAUCAGCACUGCUGUCACCACCAACUUCUCAGCCGCCCGGGACUUCUGCUUGCUGGAAUGCUUCCAGCACCAGGCCUGCCGUAUCACCACUCUGCAGACCCGGCCCGGGGCUGUGCGAUGCGUGUUUUACCCUGACACCCAGAGCUGCACACAUAGUCUGCAGGGCCACAGCUGCCGUCUCCUGCUCCGUGAAGAGGCCGUUCACAUCUACCGCAAACCUGGUACCGCUCUGCUUCGCUCUGAGGCUGGAUCUGCACCUUCUGUGCCCAUAAUUCCCCAUGGCUGGCUGCGGGGCAGGUCCCAGGCUGUACGGGUGGGCACUGAAUGGAAGCUGGUGGACCAGUUCCUUGGAGUUCCCUAUGCCUCUCCGCCGCUGGCAGACAGCCGCUUCCAGGCACCAGAGCCCUUGAACUGGACAGGCUCAUGGGAUGCCACCAAGCCGAGGGCCAGCUGCUGGCUGCCAGGCAUCCGUACCCCCCAACCCCCUGGAGUCAGUGAAGAUUGCUUGUAUCUUAACGUGUUUGUCCCAGAGAACCUGGCACCCAACACAUCAGUACUGGUGUUCUUCCACAACAAUGGGGAGGCGGAAGUCACCAAAGGACAGCUGACAGUUGAUGGCUCCUUUCUGGCUUCUGUUGGUAACCUUAUUGUGGUCACUGCCAACUAUCGAGCGGGUGUCUUCGGCUUCCUGAGUUCUGGGUCCAGUGAGGUGCCUGGCAACUGGGGACUGCUGGAUCAGGUGGCAGCUCUGACCUGGGUGCAGACUCACAUUGGAGCAUUUGGUGGGGACCCUCAGCGCGUGUCCCUGGCAGCAGACCGUGAGGGGGCUGAUGUGGCCAGCAUCCACCUUCUUAUGGCCAGGACCAGCAGCCCCAGGCUCUUCCGGAGAGCCCUGCUGAUGGGAGGCUCUGUGCUCUCCCCAGCUGCAGUCAUCAGUCCCAACAGGGCUCAGCAACAGGCAGUGACUUUGGCAAAAGAGGUCAGCUGCCCCACGUCAUCCAGCCAAGAAGUGGUGUCCUGCCUGCGCCAGACGCCCGCCCACGUCCUCAAUGAUGCCCAGACCAAGCUCCUGGCAGUGAGUGGUCCUUUCCACUACUGGGGCCCCGUGGUUGAUGGCCAGUACCUCCGAGAAACCCCAGCCAGAGCCCUGCAGAGGCCUCCACGGGCCAAGGUUGACCUGCUUAUUGGAAGCUCUCAGGACGAUGGGCUCAUUAACAGAGCCAAGGCGGUGAAGAGAUUUGAGGAAAGUCAAGGCCGAACCGAGAGCAAAAUAGCCUUUUACCAGGCGCUGCAGAACUCACUGGGUGGUGAGGACUCAGAUGCCCGAGUCCUGGAAGCAGCCACGUGGUACUACUCCCUGGGACACUCUGAAGAUGACUAUGCCUCCUUCUCCCGGGCGCUGGAGAACGCCACCCGGGACUACUUCAUUACCUGCCCUACAAUCGACCUGGCCAGACUCUGGGCAAAGAGCACCCGAGGAAAUGUCUUCAUGUACCACGCCCCGGAAAUCUACGGCCAUGGCAGCCUGGACCUGCUGGCGGAUGUUCAGUAUGCCUUCGGGCUUCCUUUCUACCCUGCCUAUGAGGGGCAGUUUUCCCUGGAAGAGAAAAGCCUGUCACUGAAAAUCAUGCAGUUCUUGUCCAACUUCAUCAGAUCUGGAAAUCCCAACUACCCACAUGAAUUCUCACGGAAGGCACCUGAGUUUGCAGCCCCCUGGCCUGACUUCAUCCCGGGGGCUGGCAGAGAGAGCUACCAGGAGUUCAGCACCCUGCUUCCCAUUCGGCAGAGCCUGAAAGAAGCUGACUGCUCCUUCUGGUCCAAGUACAUCCAGGCCCUGAAGGCACCAGCAGGUGGAGCCCUAGAUGGGCAGUCAGCAGGGACUGAAGAUAAGGAUUUGUUGGCUGGGUCUGAGCUGGGACAAGACUUCCUGGACCUCCCAGAGCCAGGUCCCAAGAGCUACAGCAAGUGACCUUCCUCUGAGGUCCCACCCACACUGCCCACUGUGGUCACCUCAUUCUCUAAA